AUGUCAGAAGAUUUAGCAAAACAAGCACAAAUAUAUUCUGAAACAAAGGAAUAUCAACGUGCAAUUAACCUUCUUACUGAAGCACUUCAUGAAGCUCCAAUAUCUAUUGAUUAUUAUAUUGAACGAUCUACUGCGUAUCAACGCAACAAACAAUACAAUGAAGCUCUAAAAGAUGCAGAAGCAGCAAUUUAUCUAUCUUAUAUUAAAAAAGAAAAUGAGAAAAAAGGCUUAGCACAAAUAAACAGAGGAAUUGCACUUUUUUACUUAGGACGGAUUGUAGAUAGUUUUUAUGCGUUUAAGAAGGCUAAAGAAACUAUUUCUAAUGAUGCUGUAUUAGAUUCAUGGUUUUUAAAGACAGAAAUGGCGUUAGAAAAGAUGAAAGAUCAAAAAGAAACCACAGUUAAAGAAAUACCAGACUUUCUGGAGCUUGAGCCCUCUUUACAAGCAGAAAUUGCAAAAAUAAAGUGUGUAACCUUGGAUUAUAAAGAUGAACCAAAUAUGUCUGCUGAAUCAUUGCAAGAGAAUAUAAAGCCAUUAAUUCACACAAUAAGACAUGAGUGGUAUCAAACUGAUCAAGCAGUUAUAAUUAUUUUAUAUGUAAAAUCAGUGAAUAAAGACACUUGCAAAACUGAAUUUAAAAAAAAAUCAAUUUCAAUAUCAUUUCCUUUACCCACUACUCAAGAAAAUUAUACUUUUGAACUUUCAGAACUUUUUGAUGAAAUUGAUGUUAUGUUAUCAACAGUAACCGUAUUUAGCUCAAAAAUUGAAUUACAAUUAAGAAAACGUUCUCUUGGAAAAUGGCCAACUCUGGAAACAACUGCUUCUAACACACAAACAUUUAAUAAUAAGGACUCUACUAAAAUUAAUAUAUACCCAUCUUCAUCAAAGCAUGGGUCUAAAGAUUGGGACUUGAUUGCAAAAAAUAUGGUUACAGAUAAUCAGGAAACAGGAGAUGCAGCGUUAAACAAGUUAUUUCAAGAUAUUUAUGCUAAUGCAGAUGAUGAUACAAAACGCGCAAUGAUGAAAAGCUAUAUAGAAAGUAAUGGAACAGCAUUAAGCACUAAUUGGAAAGAAGUUGGUGUAAAAAAAGUACCAAUUCAGCCUCCAACCGGAAUGGAAGCAAAACCAUGGUAUAAUUAA
Molecule: messenger RNA, 1140 nt
Organism: Pneumocystis jirovecii RU7
Lineage: Eukaryota; Fungi; Ascomycota; Pneumocystomycetes; Pneumocystales; Pneumocystaceae
Product: co-chaperone SGT1
Exons: 7
Coding region: 1-1140 (379 amino acids)
Biological process (GO): protein stabilization
Molecular function (GO): protein-folding chaperone binding
Source: RefSeq, a predicted model, not a curated record